Messenger RNA from Danaus chrysippus (African queen), 1338 nucleotides. Lineage: Eukaryota; Metazoa; Arthropoda; Insecta; Lepidoptera; Nymphalidae. The record is from the annotation of a GenBank genome assembly.
AUGGCUUACCGUGUGACUCUUAGCUGUUUUCUUCUGGCUAGUAUUGGAAUCUGCACAGCGACUUUUGGUCAUGAACACGUUCACAUCCGAGUUCAUAUACCGGAAGAACAUCAUUCUUCAAAGGAAGUAGUUGUACAUGAUGAGCAUGGCCAUGGAGGUGGAGGAGGACAUGGUGGUCCCGGAGGUAGUUUUGCAGAUCAUUUACAUGGAGGUUUUAUAGACCAUCUUAAAGGCAGUGAUCACGGAGGUAGCAGUCAUGGUGGUGGCCAUGGAGGCGGCGGAUAUGGAGGAGGCUAUGGAGGUGGUUUUGGCGGAGGUCAUGAUUUCGGAGGAGGUCAUGGAAGCUUCGGGGGUGGUGGAUUCGGCGGGGGCCACGACAUAGAGGAACAUGGUGGACAUGACUUGGGAGGAGGUCAUGGUGGUGGCCAUGAUAUAGGAGGUGGCCUCGAUUUAGGUGGUGGUUAUGAUCUUGGAGGUGGCUAUGGAGGUGGUCAUGGUGGUGGCCAUGGAGGUGGUCUUGGUGGAGGCCAUGGAGGUGGUCUUGGUGGUGGCCACGGAGGCGACCAUGGUUACGGCGGUGGACAUGGAGGUGGCUACAGUCUGGGAGGAGGACACGGAGGUGAUCUUGGAGGUGGUCAUGGAGGAGGAUAUGGCUUAGGGGGGACACAUGGAGGAAACCAUGGAGAUAGUUAUAGUUUAGGAGGCGGACACGGUGGUGGCUUUGGCGGUAGUCAUGGCAGUGGUUUUGGCGGAGGUCAUGGCAUUGUCUCUGGAGGCGGGCAUAGUGGAGGCAUUGGAGAUAGUUACAGCGAUGCCCCCAGUGGCGGUCAUGGGGGAGGACUGAUUGAAAGCCACGGAGGUGGAGUCGGAGGAGACAUUGGAUACAGCGGUGGUCAUGGCAGUGGAUUAGAUUUUGGUGGCGGUUUUGGUGGACACGCUGAAGGUCACGGUGAUCAUAGUGGCGGACACGGAUUUUUAGAUAGUUACAGUAGCCUAAACUCAGGGCACCAGAGUCAUGGCUCUGGGGGAUUCGGAGACUUAGGAGGAGGUGGUCAUGGUGGAGGUCACGAUAGUUAUUCCACUCUAAACUUGGGUUCCAUAAGUGGCAGCCAUGGCGGUGGUUAUGAUAGUGGCCACGGCGGUGACAGUUAUAGCGGAAAUAGUCAUGGUCAUGGAGGCGGUGGUUUGGGUGGUUAUGAUAGCUACAGUAUUGGCCUUGGAGGAUCUGGUGGUUACGGAGGAGGUCAUGGAGAUGGAGGUGGUCAUGGAGGCUUUGGAGACAGUUAUACAAACGCAUUAGGCGCCGGAUAUGGAGGUGGCCCCUACCAUAAAAAAUAA